This is a messenger RNA of Lepisosteus oculatus (spotted gar), 952 nucleotides long. Its product is annotated as calcium and integrin-binding protein 1. The record is from RefSeq and is a predicted model, not a curated record. NCBI's taxonomy places the organism in Eukaryota, Metazoa, Chordata, Actinopteri, Semionotiformes, Lepisosteidae. Gene Ontology annotation, molecular function: calcium ion binding; magnesium ion binding.
ACGUCAUUGCAGGAAGAGGAAGUGGAGAAAGUUUAGCAAAACUUCUAUAUUCGAUUUCGACGUGAAAAAAGUUGGGUCUGAACUUUUAUUUGAUUUUAGUUUGAGCAAACUAUGGGGACAUCAGCGAGCAAAUUACCAAAAGACUUACUGUCAGAAUAUCAGGAGCUGACAUUUUUAACAAAGCAAGAAAUUCUGCUUGCCCACAGGAAAUUCACCGAGCUCCUUUCCAGAGAAGAGAGGCAGUUUCCAAGUUCCAGGGUAUCCAUGGAAAAGAUCCUUUCUCUACCAGAACUAAAGUGUAAUCCAUUCCGGCAGAGGAUCUGUCUUGUGUUCUCUACCUCAGAAAAUAAAGAUGGCAGCCUGUCAUUUGAGGACUUCCUAGACCUCCUGAGUGCCUUCAGCGACUCAGCUACCCCCGAGAUCAAAUCACACUAUGCCUUCCGGAUUUUUGACUUCGACGAUGAUGGGACUCUGGAUCGGGCUGACCUAGAGAAGCUGGUGAACUGCCUGACUGGAGACACAGAUGAGACUCGUCUGAGCGCAGAGGAGAUGAGACAGCUUAUUUCCAAUAUCCUCGAGGAGUCCGAUAUUGACAAAGAUGGAACUGUGAAUCUCUCAGAAUUCCAGCAUGUCAUCUCAAGAUCGCCUGAUUUUGUUGGCUCAUUUAGGAUUAUCCUGUGAGCUGGCUGCCCUGUGAAAGAGUCGGAGCCACUGCAAGCAAGCCGUCUCAUGGUCCUCUUCCUGACAGGCAGGAUGCCAGCAUUUCAAACUGCAAAUUUUAACUUUUUAUACAAUGGAGCUCCAUCUUGUGCCUUAAAUUAUAAUACAUUGUUUUAAUAUUUUUUAGAACCUUAACAUUUUGUAGAUGAAUGUAGUUCUACUGUGAAAAUGCUGUUAUCUAUUUUAUAUAUGAUCUUAAUACUCUCUCGUGCAAUAAAACAUUUUCUUCUUA